Molecule: messenger RNA, 966 nt
Organism: Ambispora gerdemannii
Lineage: Eukaryota; Fungi; Glomeromycota; Glomeromycetes; Archaeosporales; Ambisporaceae
Source: the annotation of a GenBank genome assembly
AUGGCGGUAGGCACCACCAACCAAUAUUCAAAAAGCACAACCGUAACGACAACAGCAGACGUCAAUUAUUAUAAUAGUGGCUAUGAUUCUCAUACAAUGACCUUAAAACAAGCAAAAGAAUUAUGGAAUAAUCCACGGUCGAAGCAAGUUAUUACACUUUCCUCGGGAAGAGUUGGCGUUUGCGAGGUUGGCGACCCAAAAGGUUUUCCUGUGAUUUGGUUCACGGGUAAUAUGGGUCCCGCUUUCACCAUUCUUUUAUAUGAAAGUUUCGCUAGGCGUUAUCACAUCCGAAUGCUUUGUGUUGACCGACCUGGCUACAAUGACACCGAAGAUUGUUAUUCGAAACGAGGUGUACCAAAUGUUUUCGAAUUCGUCGAUAUGGUCAAUGAACUCACAGUAUUUCUCGGCAUAUACAAAUUUGGAUUAGUCACAUUUUCAUUGGGCGCUGUUUUUGGUCUGGCAUUCUCUCUUCGUUAUCCUGAAAGACUUAAAGGACCCUUGCAUUUGAUAAGUCCUUGGGUCUCGACAUCUACCCCGGGAGCAUCGGCAACAAUGAAUCGAAUAGCGAGAUAUGCACCGAAUUUUUUAAUCCAUGAUGAAGAAACCAUUACGCUAAGUAGUUUUUCUGUGUCGCCUGGAAGAAGUUAUCUAUACAAUCAAGUAUACCAGAAUGGAAUCUGGAAUCUUCAGAGUGGCAAAUCUGGACCGCAUAAUGACUGGAUGGUCGCGUUAGAAAGAGUUAAUUGGGGCUAUAAAUAUGAGGAGACCAGUUAUCCUACACGCAUAUUCAUUGGCGAUAUGGACGAGGAAGUUCCGUUGGUCGCGUGGAAACAUAUGAGCGAGCGAAUGAAAAAUGUGAAGUUUAAUGUCGUCGAGGGCGCAAAACAUUAUUUACUAUAUCGGAUGGAUUUUAUGGACGAUUUAUUCAAGAUGAUUCAUCAAGAGUUUACUAGCGACAAUACAUGA